CACUGUGUCCACACAGCUAAGAACUGUCCAGCCCCAUCUGAAUUCAUCCUGUUGAAGAUUGCUGCCUAGCCACCUGAAGAGCCUUAAGGAAAACCUGUCAGAAAGCCUUGUGCACAGACCCAGAACAUCCUCAUGGCGUUACCAGUGUUAAGCAUCGCGGACAACAUAACUACCAUCAUCACUAACGAAGUGGGCAGAGAUGACCUGAAGCUCUUGAUAACUGAAGAUGGAGUCUGGAAGGCGUUUGUGGCAAAAGCAGCAUUGUCAAGCGAGGAGGAAGCUGCCCUGCGUGAUGCACUGAAGCAGCAUUUAGCCCGGGAGCCUGCAGAUGAAAAUGAUGAAACAGAAAAGAGGCAGCGGAAAAAAAAUUUUCUGAAAGAAUUUCCUGAGUUGAAAAGGAAACUUGAAGAACACAUCAGUAAGCUCCGAGCUCUGGCUGACCAUCUUGACGAGGUGCACAAGGGCUGCACCAUCUCCAAUGUGGUGUCCGGGUCCACCGGCAUCGCAGCCACAAUCGCUGGAUUCCUUCUGGCACCCUUCACAGGAGGGGUCUCUCUGGCUAUCGCAGCGGCAGGUCUAGGAGCAGCAUCAGCUGCGACUGGUCUCACCACUACCAUUGUGGAAGAAUCCAUCAGAGGGUCAGAUGAAAGUGAAGCCAGGCGGCUGGUUGAAGCCAGCAUGGACAUAAUGAAGAGAAUUUUGAAGAUCAUGCCUUUGAUCACAUUGAAAGUUAGUAGUAAGGGUAUGGAGUUAUUUUGUGCCUGGAAAACCAUCAGGGAUCAUAUUCAAGCCAUCAGGACAGGCAGAAUCAGGAACUUCACAACGUUUAGAGACGGUAUUAGGCAGUUGAGGAAUCUCAUCUCACACGAUAUUCCCCUAGGAACCAGACUAGCCAGGAUUGGAAAAGGAGUCGGUAAUGUUUCACUAUUUGGAUUUGAUGUGUAUAACCUUGUGACUGACUCCAUAGAUUUACACAAUGGUGCAAAGACAAAGUCGGCGGGAGCGCUACGGGAGGUGGCUAACAAUCUAGAAGAGAGGUUGCGUGAAUUUGAGCAGCACCACAAGGAUCUACAGUCAUUCUAGCCUCAGUGAUCCCUCCACCAAGCAGUUAAGAGUUCAGGGGAAAUAACAUGUACAGGGUUGGGGACAAGGGGGGGGGGAGAACCAUACCAUUACAAGGGAAAUAACGCAUGAUCAAGUCUAUGGACCUGAGGGUUGAGGAGUUUAUAUCUCCGGCUGACCAGAGCAAGGUCAACGCAGUGCUUUAAGAAGAUGAGAACUGGAGUCUAAAAUAAGGGGCCAGAAUGCCUAGAGAAUGGACUAGGACUGCAAUACAGAGGGUCUGAUAUGGAGAGCAGUACACGAACAAGCCAUGAGAACCUAGGAAACCUGGAGAGCUGAAGAUGGGAGAAAGCCACAGUGGAAGCUGAAGCCAGAGCAGGGGAUCACAUCCCAUUCCCUGAGGGCAGGGUCCCUAUGACCUCUAGUUGAUUCUUCCCAGCAUCAGCAAGAUCAACUCACCCUUGUGUCUUCUAGGAAGUAAUGUCUGGAUAGUGAUAGUGAUGGUGAUGAUGAUGGGGAUGUAGAUGAUGUUGAGGAUGGUGGUGGUGACAGCAAAAAAGAUGGAGUUCUUGAGAAGUAGUCAGUCCUCCAGGGGGACAGGGUCAAAGUGAAUGUCUAUGCUGUGCUGUGUCAUUAUUGGGUCUUUGGAGAUAGAGAGUCAAGGCAGAUG
Microtus ochrogaster (prairie vole) is the source of this 1732-nucleotide messenger RNA. RefSeq names its product apolipoprotein L3-like. Gene Ontology annotation, biological process: lipid transport; lipoprotein metabolic process. The record is from RefSeq and is a predicted model, not a curated record. Gene Ontology annotation, cellular component: membrane; extracellular region. Gene Ontology annotation, molecular function: lipid binding. NCBI's taxonomy places the organism in Eukaryota, Metazoa, Chordata, Mammalia, Rodentia, Cricetidae.